AUGGAUUGGCUUAGACGUAGUCUUUCUACGAGUUCAGGGAAUACCAUAACCCCAAAUACCCAAACCAAGUCCAACUCCAAAGUACAACAUCAACAAGAAGGAGAAGAAAAAGUAUACGGGAUUACCGAGGAACUCAUCAACCACGUCAAGUCCUUCACGAUUGACACAUUUAAGAAUUUCCCUCUCAAAGAUGAAGAUGAAGGAAGUUAUGGGGAAGAAACUCAAUCCUCUUCAAGCAAAGUUCGAAAGGAUCUCUCCCAGUGGCAGGAGAGACAUGCAAUCCUCGUUCUCUCAAGAGUAAAGGAAAUAUCUCAACUGAGAUAUGUACUGUGUCCUCGCCAUUUGAAGGAAAAUCAAUUCUGGAGAAUUUACUUUAAGCUUGCCAGGAGCCAUGUUCUCGAAUAUGAGCUUCGCCACAUACAACAGGAGAAACUGAAGCGGAUGGCAAUAGAAGAUGAGAAAUCUUCAAGUAACAACUCAUAUGAAGUUGAAAUGGCAGAGACAAAGCAUGGCAUCUUUAUUGAGGCUCAGCUACCCUCUGAAUGA
Sphenostylis stenocarpa is the source of this 546-nucleotide messenger RNA. NCBI's taxonomy places the organism in Eukaryota, Viridiplantae, Streptophyta, Magnoliopsida, Fabales, Fabaceae. The record is from the annotation of a GenBank genome assembly.